AAUCAUUCAUCGCUCGACUCUCAUUGUGUGCGGUUUCGGUUUCGGUUUCAGUUCGCCGCUUGAACUUGCCACUUGUGAACCCGCGAGUUGUGCGCGACAUUCGCAGUUACCUUAUUUAUUUGUUUCCCUAUAAAUAUUUAUUGAAUUGCAUGAGUUAUGUGCCAGCUACAGCUACAGCUAGGCCUCCUGCUGACUCUGCUGCAGAUCUCGCUCCAUUGGGCACAGAACCUGCCAUACAUUGCCUGUCCAGAGCUGUUCGAGUACUUGGGCUACAACCAGGAGCACAUUGGCCACAUAAACCUGAAACUGGACUCAUCCAUUUUGGAAAAUUCACUGCGCGUGGAGCUUUCCCAGCCAGGUCGAUAUACCACCAGCUACCCGGGGGACCUGAAUCUACUGGAGAAUGAGGAAUCGGUUAGGUAUCGACUGCGCUACAACGAACCCAUCAACUAUCGCGUGGACUUUCCCACGCCGGGUGUGGUUCCAAAACUAACUUUGAUCUCCCUCAACGGGCGGAUUGUGUGCCGUUCUAUGCCGUAUGCUCCUCCCAGUACGAAACUUUCGUUAUCGCACACUCUACGUUCCACGGGGCCUUUGCUGAGUCAGCCUGAACAAAGACCUAGGCAGCCACAAUUUUCACAACAGCCACAGCAGCCGCAAUAUCCACAGGAGCCGGAGGAACCAGUGAGAGCACGACCCCAACCUCAGCCACAGCCUCAGCCUCAGCCACAGCUCCAAGAACCAUUCCGACCACGACCAGGGCCAACGCCAGCACCACAAUUUAUCCCGGAGCCGACUUCAACCACCACACAGCGAGCCACAGCACUAUCACCCGCUGGACAUCGACCCUCAGGCAACAGACCCCAGACCCUGGGACAAUUGAAUGGCGUCUGUGGCAAGGAGAAGCCCGUCAGCACGCCGCUCAUCCAUUUCGGGCAGGUGGUGGAGCGGGGACAGCUGCCCUGGAUGGUGGCCCUGUACGAGCGAGUGGGCAACGAGUACAACUUCCUAUGCGGCGGCACCCUCAUCUCGGCCUCCACCGUGCUCUCGGCGGCCCAUUGCUUCCGCUUCGGCAGCCGCAAUCUGCCCGCGACUCGCACAGCCGUGUCGCUGGGCCGCAACUCCUUGGAUCUGCUGACGCAAGGAGCCCUGCGAGCAGUGGCCGAGCUGGUCAUCCACGAGCAGUACAAUCCCAGCAUCUAUACAGACGCGGAUCUGGCGAUGCUGAAGCUAUCAGAGCCGGUGGAUUUCACCGACUAUAUCCGACCCAUCUGCCUGUGGAACGAAAACUAUCUGCUCGAUCUGCCGUCGGGCCACAAGUCCUAUGUGGCCGGCUGGGGCGAGGAUGAGCGGGGCAACAGGAACUCUCGGAUCGCCAAGAUGACGGACACGGACAUCAUCACGCUGCCGGAGUGCCGGGGUAAUCUCACAUCCGAGAAUGUGCGCUUCGUCACCUCGCGCACCGUUUGUGCCAGUAAUCGGGAGGGAGCCGGUCCCUGUAACGGGGACUCUGGCGGUGGUCUGAUGCUCCAGGAGUCGGACAUCUGGCUGCUGCGCGGAGUCGUCUCAGCCGGCCAGCGGCUGAGCAAUCGCUGCGAUCUGUCGCAGCCCGUGAUCUACACGGAUCUGGCCAGGCACAUCGACUGGCUGCACACGGUCAUGUGGUACUGAGAGCCUUUCCCUAGACGAUUAGUUAAUAGCUUGUAUGUGAAUCCAGUGCCAAAAUAAACGCUAGCCUAGUUUUUUAUUUAC
Molecule: messenger RNA, 1752 nt
Organism: Drosophila obscura
Lineage: Eukaryota; Metazoa; Arthropoda; Insecta; Diptera; Drosophilidae
Product: serine protease 42
Exons: 4
Coding region: 157-1671 (504 amino acids)
Biological process (GO): proteolysis
Molecular function (GO): serine-type endopeptidase activity
Source: RefSeq, a predicted model, not a curated record